This is a messenger RNA of Sorghum bicolor (sorghum), 2546 nucleotides long. Its product is annotated as ubiquitin carboxyl-terminal hydrolase 24. Gene Ontology annotation, cellular component: cytosol; nucleus. Lineage: Eukaryota; Viridiplantae; Streptophyta; Magnoliopsida; Poales; Poaceae. Gene Ontology annotation, molecular function: cysteine-type deubiquitinase activity; cysteine-type endopeptidase activity. The transcript has 7 exons. The coding region runs from base 403 to 2067 and encodes 554 amino acids. Gene Ontology annotation, biological process: protein deubiquitination. The record is from RefSeq and is a predicted model, not a curated record.
UCGACAAAUACCACCAACCCAAGCAACGCCCCUGUGCGGUGCCGUCCUCCUUCCUCCCUCCCAAGACCCAGGCUUCCAGUUCCAGCCCCACCUCGCCUCUCCCCUCCCCAAACCCUACACCUCGGCCCCCGGCCUUCGGCCUUCGCCGUCCCCGGCUCACCGCCGCCCAAACCCCAUACCGCAGCGCCAGCGCCAGCGCCAAACCGUACCCUGCCGUGCGGUCGGCCGCGCGCGCGGACGGCCACUCCCACGGCGCCGCCGCCCGCCGCCGCCGCCUUUGAUGUCUCCCACCUGCGACCUCGGCUUCCUCUGGCCCCGGUCGCAGAAGAGCUCCUCCCAAGAGGUCAUCCCAGGAGCGGCCGCUUCCUGCGCCCAGCGAUUGGCCUCCCCACCGCAGCCGAGAUGAGCGGCGGCGGCGGUGAGAAGAUGUUGCUGUUUGGGUCCUUUACAGAGGACGAGACUAAGUUGUUCCAGGGUCAGCCUCUCAAAAGCCCAACUAAAAGCACCAGCAAAGAAUGUGAGCGGAUGGAGAUCCAGUUUGGCACCCUGAACUUUUCAGUGCUGAAUUUAGAGAAGAUAUCUAUUUCAAGUGUUGUUCUUCCAGCAAAAUCAGCAAAUGGCGAUACCAGUGCCAUCACAAAGGAGAAUCCAUGCGGUAAUGAAAAGAAAGCUGCAGGAUCAAGCCUUCCAAAUGGUGGACCAGUUGUGACUAAUGGAUGCCCCCCUGUUAAUGUUCCUGCUGACAAUGGUGUAUUUGAGAAUGUGGCGAAGACAGAGACUGUUGUCCCAUCAGUUGUGCCUGUCAAAAGCAUCAGCAAUCCAACACCACAAAUGACGUUGGAGGUGCACAAGGAUGUCAUCGAACCCACUCAAAGCAGAAAGUUAGACAAGGAAAGGGAAAUUAUUGAAAAUGGUAGCCCAGUUGUCGAGACACCCAUUGUUGCAGCUCCAGUGGAAGAGGCAGUCACAAGCCUAAAUAAGAAACCCUCUCAGAACAUGCCCUUGCUUCCACAUGGUUUGAGGAACACAGGAAAUAUCUGCUUUCUGAAUGCAACUUUGCAGGCAUUGCUUUCAUGCUCGCCUUUUGUCCACCUAUUGCAGGAUUUGAGGAACCGUAGUAUACCUAAGGUUGGCUACCCAACUCUGAAUGCAUUUGUUGAGUUGAUCUCUCAGUUUGAUGUGGCGGAUGAGUCAGUUAUCAAGAAAAAUGAGAAGGCUAUUACUGUUGCUGCAAAACCACUUAAUCCUGCCAUGUUUGAUGCUGUUCUCAGAAACUUUACACCAGAUGUGCCGGCUGGAGUAACUGCUCGACCAAGGCAGGAAGAUGCUCAAGAGUUUUUAAGUUUUGCCAUGGAUAGAAUGCAUGAUGAACUGCUGAAGCUUAAUGGCAAUGGAUCAGAUUCAAAGGAGGGUAUGGUUGUUUCUUCUGUGGAUGAUGAUGCUUGGGAGACAGUUGGACGAAAGAACAAAUCUGCAAUAGUUAGAACUCAGAGUUUCGUUCCCUCUGAGCUAAGCGCUAUUUUUGGAGGGCAGCUACAGAGUGUUGUGAAAGCUACAGGCAACAAAGCAUCAGCUACUGUUCAGCCCUUCCUACUGCUCCAUCUUGAUAUAUUCCCAGAUGCUGUUCAGACACUUAAUGAUGCACUUCAUCUGUUCUCUACUCCCGAAUCUUUGGAAGGAUACAGAACAGCUGCUGGAAAGGCUGGUUUGGUGACAGCUAGAAAAUCAUUCAAGAUACACGCGCUUUCAAAGAUAAUGAUAAUGCACUUGAAGAGGUUCAGUUAUGGAAAUCAUGGGAGCACUAAAGUCUAUAAGCCACUCCACUUCCCAAAAGAACUGGUUCUUAGUCGUGAGCUGCUGAGCUCACCAUCUACAGAGGGUAGAAAAUAUGAGCUUGUUGCAACCAUCACUCAUCAUGGGAGGGACCCUUACAGGGGGCACUACACUGCUCACGCAAAGCAUGCCAACGGGCAAUGGCUUCGCUUCGAUGAUGAUGCUGUUGUGCCUGUUGCCGAGAACGAUGUCUUGCAUGACCAAGCAUAUGUCCUCUUCUACAAACAAGUCUGAAAGCACUACGUAGUUGAUUAGUCACUCUUUCGUAUUGCUGCUGCUUAAACAGCCAGAUAUACCAUCUAACUAUCGUCCUGUUAAUGUAGCCGCCGAGUAACAGCAGAGUAUUUAUGUGAAGUACCUUGGUGCUGCCUGUGUUUAUUAUUAUAUAUGCUUGGUCAUAUAGCGAGAGGGGGAUUUGUCUUCAGCCCAUUUUGAGGUUUUGUAAAAUUCAACUGCUCAUCAUUGUAAUGACCAGCGAAGUAAUCAUGGGAUGUUAAUCAUGGUCACCCCUGUUGCUGACAGCUGCUGAAUUUGUGGUGUGAUUGGUUGCAUGUGGCAUGCCAUGGUUCUGAAUUGGUAGUUGACAAGACAUUGCCAUCACAGCGUGCCAUGUGCCCUGUCUUUGGGAGUGUCAAGAGGUGCAAGACAAUGUCAGCUGGUGUAUGUGCCUUGCAAGCAUGAUUAACAUGUUCGGAAAGCUUCAAAUAAUUUCA